AAAUGCUUCCUUGAUAUCCAAUGUUCUUGGCCAACGGUUGAAAGUAUCCGUAGAAUGUAUCGCUGAAGGAAUGAAUCGAACGAUUGCAACGUCAACUCCUUCAGCUUGCUUCUCUACUGUUAUCAAUGGCUCCUCGUUGCGACUCAAAUUGAACCCUAAAGCCAUGGUUAUUACCAUGAAAGACCGAAGCAAGAACCGGAAGCCGCUGCAGAAAGGCAGGAACCUUAGCAUCGAAGCGAUUCAAGCGGUGCAGUCGUUGAAGCGAGCCAACCGCAACGUUUCCAACACUUCGCUCUCGGAAUUGGAGCGCGUCUUCGACUCCAAGUUCCGGCGAUUAUUGAAGUUCGAUAUGGUGGCCGUUCUCCGGGAACUCCUCCGUCAAAACGAAUGCCUUUUGGCUCUCAAGGUGUUCGACGAUAUUCGAAAGGAGGUAUGGUACAAGCCUCGGUUGUUAUUAUACACUGAUAUGAUUUCCGUGCUUGCCAGCAAUGGAUUGUUUAAAGAGGUUGAGCUUAUUUACUCGUAUCUAAAAACAGAAAACUCUUUAGAUCCUGAUAUCGUGGGUUUCAAUGCUCUAUUGAAUGCUUUGAUUAGUUUUAAGCUCACUCACCUUGUGAUGGAUUGCUAUGGCUUGAUGAAAGCUGUGGAUUGUGAACCCGAUAGAUCAUCCUUUAGAAUCCUCAUAAAUGGUUUGGAAUCAAUAGGGGAAACUGGGUUAUCUGGGCUUUUAAGGCAAGAUGCUCAGAAAAUCUAUGGUGAAUCUUUGGAGUUCUUGGAGGAGGAAGAAGAGGUCUCAGCUAUUGUAACUAGUCGAUUUGGUCGGAUAAUUGAUUGAUUACGUGUUUGCAAGGUGAUAGUUCGGUCAUUAUUUUCGCCAUAGUUCAUAUUCACUGCAUUAUUAGACUAUAAUAGCAUUCAUUUUGGGUUGUUUUAGAUUGUAACACAGGCAGGAUUUUGGUAGACUAUAAUAGAAUCUUUCUUUUUUU
Molecule: messenger RNA, 986 nt
Organism: Gossypium raimondii (Peruvian cotton)
Lineage: Eukaryota; Viridiplantae; Streptophyta; Magnoliopsida; Malvales; Malvaceae
Product: pentatricopeptide repeat-containing protein At1g62350
Exons: 2
Coding region: 71-835 (254 amino acids)
Biological process (GO): Group II intron splicing; chloroplast organization
Molecular function (GO): RNA binding; protein binding
Source: RefSeq, a predicted model, not a curated record